This is a messenger RNA of Sarcophilus harrisii (Tasmanian devil), 680 nucleotides long. RefSeq names its product histone H2B type 2-E. Lineage: Eukaryota; Metazoa; Chordata; Mammalia; Dasyuromorphia; Dasyuridae. Gene Ontology annotation, cellular component: nucleosome. Gene Ontology annotation, molecular function: protein heterodimerization activity; DNA binding; structural constituent of chromatin. The record is from RefSeq and is a predicted model, not a curated record. The transcript has a single exon. Bases 69 to 449 code for a protein of 126 amino acids.
CCUUCACUCUCUACGUUUCUUGUAGCUACCGCUUUCGCUUGUUUUAAGCCGAAAAAAGUCUGGUCACCAUGCCCGAGCCGGCCAAGUCCGCCCCUGCCCCCAAGAAGGGCUCCAAGAAAGCCGUGACCAAGGCUCAGAAGAAAGACGGAAAGAAGCGCAAGCGCAGCCGCAAGGAGAGCUACUCCAUCUACGUCUACAAGGUGCUCAAGCAGGUCCACCCCGACACCGGCAUCUCCUCCAAGGCCAUGGGCAUCAUGAACUCUUUCGUCAACGACAUCUUCGAGCGCAUCUCGGGCGAGGCGUCCCGCCUGGCCCACUACAACAAGCGCUCCACCAUCACUUCCCGGGAGAUCCAGACGGCCGUGCGCCUGCUGCUGCCCGGGGAGCUGGCCAAGCACGCCGUGUCGGAGGGCACCAAGGCCGUCACCAAGUACACCAGCUCCAAGUGAGCAAGUGUUCCGAAGGGGCAGACUCCCUGUGCACUAAAAGGCUCUUUUCAGAGCCACCUACCCAGUCCUAAAGAGAGCUCUGACCAACCUAAGCCUUGGAAGUUGUGCUGCAAACAUGUGGGGAUGUCCUUAGUAUUCUUAAUAGAGCGACUUGCCUAGCGUACUGGCUGUUGAAACUUGGCAGCUUUGGGACUUGAGGUUUAGAGAUGAUUUGUGUUAAUUUAAUCUUUU